Messenger RNA from Polistes dominula (European paper wasp), 1029 nucleotides. It is a transcript of the gene Nelf-E, whose product is annotated as negative elongation factor E. Gene Ontology annotation, biological process: negative regulation of transcription elongation by RNA polymerase II. Gene Ontology annotation, molecular function: RNA binding. The record is from RefSeq and is a predicted model, not a curated record. Gene Ontology annotation, cellular component: NELF complex. Lineage: Eukaryota; Metazoa; Arthropoda; Insecta; Hymenoptera; Vespidae.
UAUCAUUAAUUAGUCUACGGAUAGUCUCCUACGGUGGUGGUUUAUUACAGUUAUUAUUGUGACUGUUGUUAUUAGUAAUAUUACAUGCAAAAUAUGGUUUACUUACUUUUUACGUCUACUUUAACCGAAGAGGAGUCUAUGUUGCAGAUGAAAUAUGGAAAACUCAAGAGAAAGAAAAAAGCAUUGCAAGAUUUAAAAUCACCCAAACAAGAAACAGAACGUGUACCACAAGCACCCAAACGUCCAACAGAAGCAAGAGAUGCCAGAGAAGUUGCAAAGAAACUUAUCAAGUCUGGUGUAAUUACAGCACCAAAAACACCCAAGAGACCGGAACAAUCAUUCAAAAGGCCACGUGGAUUGGAAAGAAAAUUAAAUAGUACUGAAAAAACAGUUAGCUCUUAUCAACCAUUUUCAGCAGCUCAAAUGGAAGAAGAAGAAAGUGAUACAGCAAGACCUAGGGUUAAAGAUUUGUAUAAUAGUUUUAUCACUGCUCAAGACAAAGAGGAUAGAAGUCCGGUUGAUAAACAAGCACAAGUCAAACAAGAAAUUAAACCUAGAGCUGGUAAUACAAUAUUUGUUUGCGGUUAUAAGAUAUCUGAAGAUUUUUUGAAAAAACAUUUUCAAACAUUUGGCAAUGUUAUCAACAUAUCAAUGGAAGCUGAGAAAAAUCGAGGAUUUGUGACCUUCGACAAACCUGAGUCAGCUGAGAGAGCAAUCAGUGAGAUGGAUGGUAGCAUGGUUUCAUCUAUCCAAUUAAAAGUUUCUUUGGCAAGAAGACAACCAAUAAUAGAACCGAUGAACGAUGCAUCUUCUAGUUCAAUGUGGACCUCGAUAGCGGCUAAUUAUUCCUUGAAGAGUGUACAUAAAGAUAGACGUGAUUUGAAAGUUUACGAAGAAGAUCUUUUCCAGCGAGUGAUGACCUCUAAUUUUGGGUUGCAGCCUAGAAAGAUUAUACCUAAAGAAGCAACUGUAUUAUAUUAGUAUCAAAUUAAUCAGUAAACAAAUAAAAUUUCUCAUUGUAAUAAUUUA